Messenger RNA from Synchytrium microbalum, 1164 nucleotides. RefSeq lists its product as uncharacterized. Gene Ontology annotation, biological process: cellular response to amino acid stimulus; positive regulation of TOR signaling; regulation of autophagy. Gene Ontology annotation, molecular function: GTP binding; GTPase activity. The coding region runs from base 1 to 1164 and encodes 387 amino acids. The record is from RefSeq and is a predicted model, not a curated record. Gene Ontology annotation, cellular component: fungal-type vacuole membrane; Gtr1-Gtr2 GTPase complex; nucleus. The transcript has 10 exons. NCBI's taxonomy places the organism in Eukaryota, Fungi, Chytridiomycota, Chytridiomycetes, Synchytriales, Synchytriaceae.
AUGGCAAAACCAUAUCAGCUCACGGAUGACGAUAUUGAAGGCAGCACUACCAAUGGAUUCCAUGUGCCAAUGGAGAAGCCCAGAUUGCUGCUUAUGGGAUUACGAAGGAGUGGCAAAUCAAGUAUACAACGAGUCGUAUUUCACAAAAUGGCUGCCAAUGAUACAUUAUACCUCGAGCCCACUGUCAGGAUUGCUACCGCUGAUGUCACAUCCUUUAUCGACUUCCAAAUAUGUGAUUUCCCAGGUCAAGUUGACGUGAAUGAUCCUUCCUUUCGACCUGAUGUCGUGUUUGGGAAUUGUAAAGUCUUGGUGUUUGUUAUCGACUCCCAAGACGACUUUUUGGAUGCAUUACAACGACUACAUGGAAUCGUGACUGAAGCUUACAAAGUGAAUCCAAGUAUACAUUUUGAAGUGUUUCUGCAUAAAGUCGAUGGUUUAUCGGAUGACCACAAGAUUGAAACCCAUCGUGAAAUAAGUCAACGGAUUCACGACGACUUGACAGAUGUCGACCUUCCUCAAAUCCACAUCACCUUCCAUUUGACUUCCAUAUACGAUUACUCGAUAUACGAAGCCUUUUCAAAAGUCGUACAGAAGCUUAUUGGUGAUUACCUGCCAACAUUGGAGAACUUGUUGAAUGUGUUUAAUAGUACCUCAGGAGUCGAGAAAUCCUUCCUAUUUGAUUCGUUAUCCAAAGUGUAUGUCGCUACUGAUUCAACACCAGUAGAUAUGCAAUGGUAUGAAUUAUGCUCUGAUAUGAUUGAUGUGGUGUUGGAUGUUGCCAGUAUAUAUGGGUCGGCAGGAUCAGAUCCUACUGCUCCAGAACCAGACGAAGAACAUGCCGAGGAAGCACAAUCUAUAAUCAAACUCAACAACAAUAUGGUGCUAUACUUGCGCGAAGUAAACCGCAACAUGUCACUAGUAUGCUUACUACGAGAGGAGAACUUUGCUUCGCAAGGUGUCAUUGAUUACAACUUUCGAUGUUUUCGAGAAGCUGUCUUGGACGUACUUGAAGUGAGGAAGGGACAUUUAGAAGUUGCAGAUCGACAGGGUGUUUUGGUGACUAGGCGGAACUCUGUUUCAACAUUGGCCAAAUCAUCACCGGCCACUACACAGAGUAGUAGUACAGUCUCUAGUGGUGGGAGAUCUGAUGCACGUCGUCGAUAA